CAGCAGCAGGUAAACAGCCUGGUUAUAGACCUCCUACACGGAGCUCAUUUCGAAUGGACGUGGAUAUAACUACUAUAGGGUAACUUUGAUCCAGUUUGAUGUCCCUCAACCGAAAAUAAAAAUAUAGAGCAUAACCAACAGUUCAGUAAGUUGUGUGUGAGGCUGGUGCAGAUUGGACAACCACCUACCAUCUAGUCUCAGAGACGAUUCUGUCAUUCAACAUGAAUUCGAUUUAGAUGUUUGACAUCAGGAGAUCUGCGGUCUUUUCUCUCCGUUUGUGGACCACCUGUGGCGACCUGUUGCUCCUCAUCUAGAGUGCACAGCCAUGACCUCCGGCGUGCCCAGAGGCUGCGGCGCCGGCGUCAAACCGCUCUACUUCAACCUGUGUGACCUGGACGCCGCCUGGGGCGUGGCGGUGGAGGCGGUGGCGGCCGCCGGCGCGCUGACCUCCUUCGUCCUGCUCGUCUUCCUCCUGGGCGUCUGGCCCCUGGUGGGCGACCGGCAGCGGCGUGGCAUGCUGCACCUGCUGGUCGCCUUCACCCUGUGCACCCUGGGGCUCUUCGGCCUGGCGCUCGCCUUCGUCGUGGGGCGGGACUCGACCACCUGCGCCGUGCGGCGCUUCCUCUUCGGCGUGCUGUUCGCCGGGUGCCUGGCCUGCCUGGUGACGCACGGCCUGUGGCUGGCGCUGCUGGGCGGGGGGUCCGCGGGGGGGGCCCGGGGGCCCCGGGGCUGGCUGCUCGGCCUGGGGGGCCUGGCCCUCUGGCUGGUGGAGGUGAUGGUGAACGCCGAGUGGCUGAUCCUCACCCUGCUGCGCUCGCCGCUCCCGCCCCCCGCCGCCGCCGCCGCCCCCGACCCGUCCUGCGGCAUCGCCAACCAGGACUUUGUGACGGCGCUGGUCUACGUGAUGGCGCUGCUGCUGGCCGCCGUGGCGACGGCCGCGGCGGCGCUGGCGCAGAAGGACGGGCGGUGGCGUCGGGACGGCGCCCUGCUCCUGUCGACGGGGCUGCUCACCGCGGCCCUCUGGGCGGCCUGGAUCGGGAUGUACGUCUACGGGAACGGGGCGCUGGGCCGCGGCGACUGGGACGACCCCACCGUGGCCGUCGCCCUGGUGGCCAACGGCUGGGCGUUCCUGCUGACCUACGUGGUCCCGGAGACCUGGCUGCUGGACGCCGGGCAGGGGGGCGGUGGCGAGGAGGAGGGCUCGGACGCGGAGCACGCCGUGUACCCGGCGCGCAGCGCUCUGGACUACGGACCCGACCGGACCCCCGCCGUCCACAACCUGUACAUGGACAACGCCGCCUUCUCCAUGGAGGAGCCCAAAGGGGAAGAGCCGCUCCCGGAGGCGCCGCCGGCCCCGGAGGGCCCCCGACCGGGGCACCUGCGGCGGGGGGUGUACCAGCCCACGGAGAUGGCCCUGAUCCACAAGGGCCUGACCUACACCGACUUUCACAAGAACGCAGGAACGAUGGCCUCCGCCCCCGCUAUGAACAAGGAGACCCCCAGCCCGAGCUUAGCUUGGCCCCUCCCUCCUCCUUCUGUGCUGCGGCAUGCUGACAGCGGCAACGCUUUGAACAGGAAGCCGUUGUGGUGAUUUCUCUCUUACUGUGCAGAGAUCUCGAUCACCACCUACCUGGUGGAUGCAACAGAUCUGUCCCAUGUAUUUGUUGCGUUGAUGUUGUUGAUGUAGUUGUAAGUGUCUUGAGGGCUGAAGGCAGAACUUUGGGAGGGGGGGGCUGGACUGAAGGGGUCCCCCUGACUGAAGG
Gadus chalcogrammus (walleye pollock) is the source of this 1763-nucleotide messenger RNA. Its product is annotated as G-protein coupled receptor family C group 5 member C-like. The coding region runs from base 326 to 1591 and encodes 421 amino acids. The transcript has 5 exons. Gene Ontology annotation, biological process: G protein-coupled receptor signaling pathway. The record is from RefSeq and is a predicted model, not a curated record. Gene Ontology annotation, cellular component: extracellular exosome; intracellular membrane-bounded organelle; signaling receptor complex. Lineage: Eukaryota; Metazoa; Chordata; Actinopteri; Gadiformes; Gadidae. Gene Ontology annotation, molecular function: protein kinase activator activity; G protein-coupled receptor activity.